AUGCCACCCAAGAAAGGCGGCGGUGGGGGCGGCGGCGCCCCCAAGGUCACGGUCGACAAGACGUUCGGUAUGAAGAACAAGAAGGGUGCCAAGGCCCAGCAGCAGGUCAAAAUUAUUCAGCAGCAGCAGCAGCAGGCUGGUCUGAACCGCGAAGCGCUCGCCAAGCAAAAGAAGAAGGAGGAGGAGAAGCGCAUCAAGGCCGAGGCAGAAAAGAUGCUCAAGGCCGAGGGCCCGCCGAUCGUGCAGCCCCGUGUGCCGUUUGGUGUGGACCCCAAGAGCAUGACCUGUGCGUUCUGGAAGGCAGGGCGCUGUGAUAAGAGCGCCGCACGGUGCAAAUUUGCGCACUCGGAAGACGCACAGCGCAAACAGCAAAAGAAGGACCUCUACACCGACACGCGUGACCAGAAGGACGACGAUGAUAAGAAGAACGACACGAUGGACAAGUGGGACCAGGAGCGGCUGAACAAGGUCAUCAACAUGAAGCACGGCAACCCCCGCACGACGACGGAUAAGGUGUGCAAGUUCUUCAUCCAGGCCGUCGAGGACGGCAAGUAUGGCUGGUUCUGGGAGUGCCCCAACGGCGGUGAAAAGUGCAUGUACCGCCACUGUCUCCCGCCGGGCUUCGUGCUGAAGUCGGAGCGCAAGGCACGGGAGGCGCUCGAGAAGGAGAACGAGAUUUCUCUGGAAGAGUUCCUCGAGUCUGCGCGGUACAAACUCGGCUCGAACCUCACGCCGGUCACGCGCGAGUCCUUUACCAAGUGGAAGAAGGAGCGCCAGGACAAGAAGGACGCCGAGGAGGAGGCGCAGCGCCAGAAGAAGGCGACCCAGGCGCAGGCCAACAAGAUGGCUGGCCUCAGUGGCCGUGAAAUGUUCGCGCUGAACCCCGAAAUGUUCGGCGACGACGACGACGACGACGACGACGGCGCUCUCGACAUGACCUCCUACAUGCCCACCGGCUGGGAGCAGGGCCGCGACGAGGCGGCGGAGCAGAUCGAGCAUCUUCACGUCACCGAGUAA
Molecule: messenger RNA, 1017 nt
Organism: Malassezia japonica
Lineage: Eukaryota; Fungi; Basidiomycota; Malasseziomycetes; Malasseziales; Malasseziaceae
Gene: TMA46
Product: Translation machinery-associated protein 46
Exons: 2
Coding region: 1-1017 (338 amino acids)
Biological process (GO): cytoplasmic translation
Cellular component (GO): cytosol
Molecular function (GO): mRNA binding; metal ion binding
Source: RefSeq, a predicted model, not a curated record